Messenger RNA from Lolium rigidum, 1035 nucleotides. Its product is annotated as zingipain-2-like. Bases 1 to 1035 code for a protein of 344 amino acids. Gene Ontology annotation, molecular function: cysteine-type endopeptidase activity. Lineage: Eukaryota; Viridiplantae; Streptophyta; Magnoliopsida; Poales; Poaceae. Gene Ontology annotation, cellular component: lysosome. The transcript has 3 exons. The record is from RefSeq and is a predicted model, not a curated record.
AUGGGCAGGCCAUCCAUGCUUCUCCUGCUGCUCGCGGCGUCCUCUGCAGCUCUCACGAUCGCUGACCAUGAUCCGGCGAUGAUCAGUAGGUUCGAUCGCUGGAUGACCAAGCACGGCCGGGCCUACACAGACGCCGGCGAGAAGCAGAGAAGGUUCGAGGUGUACAGGAAGAACGUCGAGCUCAUUGAGGAGUUCAAUUCCGGCAGCAAUAGCUUCACGCUGACUGAUACCAAGUUCGCCGACCUGACGAACGAGGAGUUCAGGGCCAAGGUGCUCGGCUUGGGAGUGCCGGGAAGAACCGGCCGGCAGGCCCCCAGAAUAGAAGAGGUAGUUUCAUCUCUUGGCGACAGUGAUGAUGGUGAUCUUCCGAAGGAGGUGGAUUGGAGGAAGAAAGGGGCGGUGGUGGUGGUGAAGAACCAAGGGAGUUGUGGUUCUUGCUGGGCGUUCUCGGCGGUGGCGGCCAUCGAGGGUCUGAACCAGAUCAAGAACGGGAAGCUGGUUUCUCUGUCGGAGCAGGAGCUGGUGGACUGCGACGCGGAGGCCGUGGGUUGCGCCGGCGGGUUCAUGAGCUGGGCCUUCGAGUUCGUCAUGGACAACCACGGCCUCACCACCGAGGCCAGCUACCCGUACCUUGGCAUCAACGGUGUCUGCAACAAGGCGAAGCUGAACGAGACCACGGUGAGCAUCACCGGGUACAAGAACGUCACGGUCAACAGCGAGGCCGACCUACUGAAGGCCGCCGCGAAGCAGCCCGUGUCGGUGGCCGUCGACGCCGGCGGCUUCGUGUGGCAGCUCUACGGCGGCGGGGUCUUCGGAGGGCCGUGCACCGCCCAGGUGAACCACGGCGUCACCGUGGUGGGAUACGGCGAGACCAACUCUACCGGCGCUGACAAGCCGCCGGAGAAGUACUGGAUCGUUAAGAAUUCUUGGGGGGCGGAGUGGGGCGAGGCCGGCUACAUCCGCCUGCAGCGCGACGCCGGCGUGCCCACCGGCCUGUGCGGCAUCGCGCUGCUCGCCAGCUACCCUGUCAUGUGA